AUGUCUGCAGAUGUUUCUACACUAUUGAAGCAACCCAGUCACCUCACUCCCCCUUCAACUCCGCCCUCAAAGCCGACACCUUUCCUAAGAAGACAGACACAAGCCUCUGGGGUCGGCGCCUCGCUGGCGCGCCCAGAGCCAGCUCGUCAGUCCUCAGCCCCCGCCCUGGUCCGCAGACUCCGCAGGCGGCCUUCGGGCGCUCCUCCGCGCGCGUGCUCCCUGGCCCGCAGGCGUCCUCGCCCGGAGACCCAAGCCCAGCACUCGGCGUGCGCGCCCUCCGCGGCGAGCAGGGGCGGCGGCAGAGGGGGCGGAAGGCCGGCGCGCCCUGUCGGCCCCUUCGGCCCCUCCUGCCGCGCGCUCCAGGAUCGCGCCGCCGGGAAACGGCAGCUCAGCCCGCAGCCGCUUCCUCAGUUCAAAACCGCCUCCCGACGCGCUCUGCGGCCCGCCGCCAGCCCCGACCGUGAGGCCGCGGCGGACGCCAUUUUGACUGAGGGCAAGACCCAGCCCCGACGCUUGCGGCCACAUCGCUUCUCGCGGGGCGCCGCUCCGCCUGCUCGCGGUCCCCCGAAAUUUAGUAGCUUUGUUGCCCGGACCAACACAUGUGGAGAGUUACGUUCUUCUCACUUAGGCAAAGAAGUCACCUUGUAUGGAUGGAUUCAGUACCGAAGGCAGAACAUGUUCCUAGUCCUAAGAGACUUCCACGGGCUUGUUCAAGUUGUCAUCCCCCAGGAUGAGUCAGCUGCCUCUGUGAAGAAGAUUCUGUGUGAAGCCCCUGUGGAGUCUGUGGUGCGAGUAUCUGGGACAGUCAUUUCCCGACCUCUGGGACAAGAGAAUCCAAAAAUGCCAACAGGUGAGAUUGAAGUCAGAGUUAAAACAGCUGAACUUCUGAAUUCCUGCAAGAAGCUGCCCUUUGAAAUUAAGGACUUUGUGAAGAAAACAGAAGCUCUCCGUCUGCAGUAUCGCUACUUGGACUUGCGUAGUUUCCAAAUGCAGUAUAACCUGCGACUGCGGUCCCAGAUGGUCAUGAGAAUGCGGGAGUAUCUCUGUAACAUGCAUGGGUUUGUGGAUAUAGAAACCCCAACAUUGUUUAAGAGGACCCCAGGGGGUGCCAAAGAAUUUUUAGUACCAACUAGGGAUCCUGGAAAGUUUUAUUCUCUCCCUCAGAGUCCUCAACAAUUUAAGCAGCUUCUGAUGGUUGGUGGUUUAGACAGGUAUUUUCAGGUUGCCCGGUGUUAUCGAGAUGAAGGCUCAAGACCAGACAGACAGCCUGAGUUUACUCAGGUUGACAUAGAGAUGUCUUUUGUAGACCAGGCUGGAGUCCAAAGUUUAAUUGAGGGUUUGCUACAGUAUUCCUGGCCUGAUGACAAAGAUCCUUUAGUGAUUCCUUUUCCUUCUAUGACUUUUGCUGAGGCAUUGGCCACCUAUGGAACCGACAAACCUGACACUCGCUUUGGAAUGAAGAUUAUAGAUAUCAGUGAUGCAUUUAGAAACACACAGAUUGAAUUUCUUCAAGGUGCUCUUAGUAAGCCCCAAGGAACCAUCAAAGCCAUAUGUAUCUCUGAAGGAGCAAAAUACCUAAAAAGGAAAGACAUUGAGUCCAUCAGAAAAUCUGCAGCUGACAAUUUUAAUCAGGAAGUUUUGCCUAUAUUCCUGAAAACCAAUAGAAACUGGAAUUCCCCAGUUGCUAACCUUAUAACAGAGGAGCAAAGAUUGGAAUUGAUCAGAUUAAUGGAGGUCCAAGAAGAAGAUGUGGUCCUACUAACUGCUGGAGAACACAAGAAGGCAUGCUCUUUGUUAGGAAAAUUACGCCUGGAAUUUGCUGACCUUCUAGAAGCAAGAGGAGUGGUGCUCCGUAACCCAGCUCUGUUCUCUUUCCUUUGGGUGGUGGAUUUCCCACUUUUCCUGUCCAAGGAGGAAAAUCCCAGAGAGCUAGAGUCUGCCCACCACCCAUUUACUGCUCCCCACCCCAGUGACAUUCACCUCCUCUACAGUGAGCCUGAAAAGGCCCGUAGCCAACACUAUGACUUAGUUUUAAAUGGCAGUGAGAUAGGAGGCGGCUCUAUCCGAAUUCAUGAUGCAGAGCUACAGCACUACAUCCUGGCCACGUUACUACAGGAAGAUGUGAAAUUGCUCUCCCAUCUGCUCCAGGCUUUAGAUUAUGGGGCGCCCCCUCAUGGAGGAAUUGCUUUAGGGUUAGACAGACUGAUGUGCCUUGUCAUUGGAGCUCCAAGCAUCAGAGAUGUCAUAGCCUUCCCAAAAUCCUUCCGGGGACAUGACCUCAUGAGCAGUGCCCCAGAUUCUGUACCUCCUCAGGAACUGAAGCCCUACCAUAUCCAGGUCUCCUGGCCAACAGACUCAGAAGCAGAAGAGAACUCAUUGAAUCAUCCACAUAAUCCAGACAGUUGAGCUUUCGAACAUUGUCCUCUUUGGUUCCCAAGGCUAAAAUCAGAUCCAGAGUUCACAGAUUUGACAAUUGAGUCUUUAGGUUUAAGAAAUUCCUCUAAGCUGGGCUUGGUGGCUCAGCCUGUAAUCCCAGCAAUUUGGGAGGCUGAGGUGAGU
Molecule: messenger RNA, 2559 nt
Organism: Carlito syrichta (Philippine tarsier)
Lineage: Eukaryota; Metazoa; Chordata; Mammalia; Primates; Tarsiidae
Gene: DARS2
Product: aspartyl-tRNA synthetase 2, mitochondrial
Exons: 19
Coding region: 1-2406 (801 amino acids)
Biological process (GO): aspartyl-tRNA aminoacylation
Cellular component (GO): cytoplasm; mitochondrion
Molecular function (GO): nucleic acid binding; ATP binding; aspartate-tRNA ligase activity
Source: RefSeq, a predicted model, not a curated record